GAUGUGCGUUGUUCAUCAUUUGGGCUACGCUCUAUCGUUGUGCCUUGGACAUCAUGAUCUGGAAUUCUGUGUUUUUGGUUGUCAACCUCUUACAUUUCAUAUACCUAGUGUAUAAAAGAAGACCGAUCAAGAUAGAGAAGGAGCUUAGCAGCCUCUACAAGAGAAUGUUUGAACCUCUCCAUGUGCCUCCAGACCUCUUCCAAAGACUAACUGGACAGUUCUGCAACAUUCAGACUUUAAAGACAGGUCAAGCCUAUGCUGCAGAAGAUAAAACAUCAGUUGAUGAUAGGUUAAGCAUCCUGAAAAUGAAGGUGUCUUAUCGAGGGCAUUUUCUGCAUAAUAUUUACCCCUGUGCCUUUAUAGAUUCUCCAGAAUUUCGAUCAACACAGAUGAACCGGGGUGAAAAAUUCCAGGUCACCAUUAUUGCAGAUGAUAACUGCAAGUUCCUGUGCUGGUCCAGGGAAAGGCUGACUUACUUUCUGGAAUCUGAGCCAUUUCUUUAUGAGAUCUUUAAGUAUCUUAUUGGCAAAGAUAUUACAAAUAAACUCUAUUCAUUGAAUGACCCAACCUUAAAUGACAAGGCUUCAAAAAAGAUUGAUCGACAGCCUAGUCUUUGCUCGCAGCUCUCUGUGAUGCAGAUGAGAAACAGUAUGGCCAGUACCAGUGACAGUGAGGAUGGCUUGCAGAUGUUUCUUCGUGGGACUUCCUCUGCAUCCUCUCUUCGUCCAGGCCGGACAUCUCCCUGCCUGAGAACUUCGGCAAAAAUGAAGCCAAUAGAGGAAAGUGUUGAGGAUGAUGUCUUUGAAACACCUUCUGCUGAUAAGUUGGAGCUCCGGCAGCUGCCUUAAACAGAUGUGUCCUCAGGCAGAUCGGAGCUUGUACAAGGCUCCAGUACAAGAGGAAGAAGCUGAAUUUGGGAGGAAUCUGAAAGCUAAAACCACCUCUCUGGGUUUGAAUUUAUCACAGCAUAUGUCAGUGGCUUCUAGAUGGAAAUGUCACAUCUUAUUUUACUUCUAAAUUAAAAAAAAU
This is a messenger RNA of Pterocles gutturalis (yellow-throated sandgrouse), 1029 nucleotides long. It is a transcript of the gene POPDC1, whose product is annotated as blood vessel epicardial substance. Gene Ontology annotation, molecular function: cAMP binding. The record is from RefSeq and is a predicted model, not a curated record. The transcript is spliced from 6 exons. Gene Ontology annotation, cellular component: sarcolemma. NCBI's taxonomy places the organism in Eukaryota, Metazoa, Chordata, Aves, Pterocliformes, Pteroclidae. The annotation marks the transcript as partial.